Molecule: messenger RNA, 564 nt
Organism: Fibroporia radiculosa
Lineage: Eukaryota; Fungi; Basidiomycota; Agaricomycetes; Polyporales; Fibroporiaceae
Exons: 2
Coding region: 1-564 (187 amino acids)
Biological process (GO): vacuolar transport
Cellular component (GO): endosome
Source: RefSeq, a predicted model, not a curated record
AUGUCUUUCACCAAUCUCUACUAUAAACGCGCCGUCGCCACCGCGCGACCCUGCUUUAUCUGCUACAAGCCGACAACUACCGUGCUCGCCACAGCACAAACUGUGGACUUUAUCUAUGUUUGCGAUGGCCAUCUUUCGGAUCCAGGUUUUGCCAGCCUGGUGGGCGAGACAAAUGAUGGCGUAGGAGCGGGCGGUGCGAAGAUGGGUCUCACACCAGACGAGAUCGCUGCGGUAAAGCAGGAAUGGGAGGCGCGUCAGAAGAAGAGGCAGGAGAAGAAAGAGAAGGAAAAAGAGAAAGCAGACGAUGCAAAGGAGAAAGAGGAUAAGAUAGAUCAAGAUGGGGGGUCCAAAGCAGCCAGUUCGAAGGUGCCCAGCCCACCACCCUCGGGCUCUGCUACGCCUACAACCGCAACUAAGCCGUCGCACCAGCGGUACACGCUUCACCGCGACAUGUUUGCACUGCGUCUGGCGGAGCAUCGCAAACGCAGGCAAGCUGCACAGGCGAAAGAACUCGCACCACGAUUACCUGGUGCACCUAAAGUGUCUCUGCCACCCAGUUCUUGA